AAAAUGCAUCUCACAGUCGAGUUGAGUUCUUGCAGUGCAGACACACACACAGCAUCCGUCUCUCCAGUCUCCACAUCCAAAACACACACAUCCUUUGCAAUGUUCGUCCAGACUGUGUGCCUAUUGGGUUUGACGCUAUCCGUGGCGUUGGCAGUGCCCAUCGAUCCCUAUGGUCCUUCGCUGAUCGCUGCUCCCGCCAUCUCGUAUGCGGCACCCAAGAUCCUGGCCGCUCCUGCCAUCUCGUAUGCGGCACCCAAGAUCCUGGCUGCACCCGCUUUGGCUGUGUCCAAGGUAGCCGUGGCUGAGCCCUACGAUCCCAAUCCACAGUACAGCUUCUCGUAUGGCGUCACCGAUCACCACACCGGCGACUCCAAGCAACAGGAGGAGACACUCGUCAACGGCGUCGUCCAUGGCAGCUACUCGCUGGCCGAACCCGAUGGCACCAUUCGUAAGGUGACCUACACCGCCGACAAGAUCAAUGGCUUCAACGCCGUUGUCGAGAAGAAGGGCGUCGCUGCCGUUGCCAUCGCUAAGCCAGCGUUGGCUGUGGCUGCAGUGCCCACAAUCACCAAGCUGGCGGUGCCGGCUAUCACCAAGAUUGGUUACGCUGCGCCAGCUUAUGCUGCACCCGCCUACGCCGCCUCUGGCUAUGGUGGACACUACUAGACUACGUAGGCUGCGUUCACUGGACUCUACCAUAUCAAACGACAACCACCAAUCCUGGACAAUGUGAUCAGGAUCAUUGUUGAAUAGUUCUAGUUCUAAAUAUGCUACCCAAAACCAAAAACCCGAAACACAACGUGCGUGCUGCUCUGUCAAUCGAUUGCCGUAUCUCCGCAUCAUUCCUAUCCCGGACAACCUGAAUUUAGCUCUUAGGGUUACCGUUUUCUAGGGGAUUUUGGGGGACGGCUAACGGCCAUUUAUCUAGUGAUUACUUAUCUGCAUCUACUGAAUAAAAGUUUCGGUACAAAAAACACAACCUGUUUAUUUUCA
Drosophila nasuta is the source of this 993-nucleotide messenger RNA. It is a transcript of the gene Cpr64Ac, whose product is annotated as Cuticular protein 64Ac. NCBI's taxonomy places the organism in Eukaryota, Metazoa, Arthropoda, Insecta, Diptera, Drosophilidae. The coding region runs from base 4 to 666 and encodes 220 amino acids. The record is from RefSeq and is a predicted model, not a curated record. The transcript has 2 exons. Gene Ontology annotation, cellular component: extracellular matrix.